CAAAGAGGAGGAAAUUUCUUUUAUUAAACAAAUAAAAAAUUAUUAUUUUGACAUUUUUAUAAAAGCAAACGUAGCAGAAACUUUAUUGGCAGGUGUGCACAUUUAACAAACAGCAAAGAUGUCGAAAAACAACAGCACAAUGUCGCACAACUCCAGUAAUAUGUCGCUUGAGGAUUGGACCGAUCACAUUAACACGCGUCUGGAUGUUAUCUAUAAAGAUCUUUGCGACUUUGAGCAAAUCAUGACUACACAAAAUGACCAUAAUGAAGGCGGCGAAGUUAAACUGAUGGAGUUACUGGAAGAUAUUAAUGAAAUACAACGCACCGCACGCAGUAUACGCCCCAUUACGGGCACAUUGAAGGACAAACAAGCGCAUAUGCGUGAACAAAUGGAGAUGCUGCAACGUUCAGUGGAGUUGUUGCAGUUGGAGAAUAGAACGCGUGCCGUGGACAUUACGGAAGAGGCGAUGGAGUGACAGUUAUAUUAAAAAUAUAUAAGCAAGCGUGCAUUUACAUCGUCAGGAACAUACAUACAAACAUUUUGCGUGUCUAUUACAGUGCGACAAAAUGUAUGCAUUUAAUUAGCUUUUAAUUUCCAUUAGACUUGUAAGCAUUAAAGUAGUAUUAUUAAUAUAAUUUUGGAGUAGUAUGUAAGUAUGCGUGUAUUUUAGUGAAUUAAGCAUAAUUUAUUGGCGCUUAGCUGAAAUAAAUAAGUUAAAAUUAUGUUGAUAUUAA
Messenger RNA from Zeugodacus cucurbitae (melon fly), 734 nucleotides. RefSeq lists its product as uncharacterized. NCBI's taxonomy places the organism in Eukaryota, Metazoa, Arthropoda, Insecta, Diptera, Tephritidae. The coding region runs from base 119 to 475 and encodes 118 amino acids. The transcript is spliced from 2 exons. The record is from RefSeq and is a predicted model, not a curated record.